This is a messenger RNA of Mizuhopecten yessoensis (Yesso scallop), 1660 nucleotides long. RefSeq names its product aldehyde dehydrogenase, mitochondrial-like. The record is from RefSeq and is a predicted model, not a curated record. Lineage: Eukaryota; Metazoa; Mollusca; Bivalvia; Pectinida; Pectinidae. The transcript has 14 exons. Gene Ontology annotation, molecular function: aldehyde dehydrogenase (NAD+) activity. Bases 91 to 1650 code for a protein of 519 amino acids.
ACGUGCCACUAGUCCUGCGCACAUCGUUGUAUAAUUUCUUGGCCUCAUUUGUAACCGGUAUUUAGUUCGGUGUUUGGACUCGAAAGAACAAUGGCUCUUCUACCGAGACUUGUUGCUCGCCGGGGAGUAUGGAACUUGCUGAAGACGCAGAGAGCAUGCAUGUCAGCUGUCCCCCAGCCACUGGUCAACCCCGAUAUCAAAUAUGAAAAGCUUUUCAUCAACAAUGAGUGGGUGAACUCUGCGUCUGGGAAGACAUUUCCAACCAUCAAUCCGGCGACGGGGGAAAAGAUUUGUGAGGUGGCUGAGGGUGACAAGGCUGAUGUGAAUGUUGCUGUAAAUGCUGCGAGAGAAGCCUUCCGGUUAGGUUCACCAUGGAGAACAAUGGAUGCUGCUCAGCGAGGCCACCUGCUGUAUAAACUGGCUGAUCUGAUUGAACGGGAUCGCCAAUAUAUUGCUUCGCUGGAAACCUUGGACAAUGGUAAACCCUACAACAUCUCAUACGCUGUCGACCUGGAACUUGUUAUCAAGUGCUACAGGUACUAUGCUGGGUGGGCAGACAAGAACCAUGGCAAGGUUAUUCCUAUAUGUGGUGAUUAUUUUUCUUACACGAGACAUGAGCCUGUAGGGGUAUGUGGACAGAUUAUCCCGUGGAACUUCCCCCUACUGAUGCAGGCAUGGAAGCUGGGUCCAGCCCUGUCUAUGGGAAACACAGUGGUAAUGAAGGUAGCUGAGCAGACACCUCUCACUGCCCUGUAUAUUGCACAGCUCGCCAAAGAGGCUGGAUUUCCACCAGGUGUACUCAACAUCAUCCCCGGGUAUGGACCAACAGCUGGAGCUGCCAUUGCUGAGCACAUGGAUGUAGACAAAGUAGCCUUUACUGGCUCCACAGAGAUCGGGCAACUGAUACCUGUCAUGGCUGCCAGCAGUAACCUGAAGAGAGUGACCUUGGAACUGGGAGGGAAAAGUCCCAACAUUGUCUUAGCCGACGCUGACAUGGCGAAUGCGGUGGAGAAUUCUCACUUCGCCCUGUUCUUUAACCAGGGUCAGUGCUGCUGUGCUGGGUCUAGGACAUUUGUACAGGAAAGCGUUUACGAUGAAUUUGUGGAGCGCAGUGUUGAGAGAGCAAAACAGCGCACUGUGGGAAAUCCCUUUGAUUCUGGAAAUGAACAAGGACCUCAGGUGGACCAGGAACAGAUGGAGAAGAUCCUGUCCCUGAUAUCCAGCGGGAAGAAAGAGGGAGCUAAGCUUGCGGUCGGCGGGAACCGAGUAGGGGACAAAGGUUACUUUAUAGAGCCCACUGUCUUCACGGAUGUUCAGGACAAUAUGAGGAUUGCCAAGGAGGAGAUUUUCGGCCCUGUGAUGCAGAUCAUGAAAUUCAAGACCAUUGAAGAGCUGAUUGAGAGGUCACAUGACACAAUAUAUGGUCUGGCUGCCGCUGUCCACACCCAGGACCUCGAUAAGGCUUUGUACCUGGCCAACAGUCUUCGCGCUGGCUCUGUGUGGGUGAAUUGUUUUGAUAUUUUCGAUGCGGCCCAACCGUUCGGGGGUUACAAGAUGUCUGGUAACGGUCGGGAACUUGGAGAGUAUGGACUUGAGGCUUACACCGAGACCAAGGCUGUUUGCAUCAAAGUACCACAGAAGAAUUCGUAAAGCAUGGAGA